GUGACGUAGAGUGACUAGUUUAUCGAUUCGAAUGAUGGCCGUGGUAAAUUCGAUCAAUAAGGAGGCCAGAGCAGGUGCAGGUGGAACGGAGUAUUCGGAGAACAUGGCUGCUAUCCUGUUGAAAAGUUUGCAUAAUAUCGAAUUGCUCGACGAACCGACUGCAAAAUGGGACGUCCCUUUGAGCGACGGAAACCACGUGAUAGAGUUCGAACACGGGACGGCGACAGGUCGUCGAUUGGUGAAAAUAGAUGGCAAAGAACUGAUCCACCGAGAUUGGAUGUUCCAUCUGGUUGGAGAUGAAACGUUCACGUUCAACGGUAACAAAUUCGUGAUUAGAAUCGAUCCGAUCCCAGCUCCGAUAGGUUUAAAGUAUUCGUACACCUUGUGGGUUAAUGGGAAGAGCUACGAGAAUUUCAUUCGGGCGCAGUCGAAAAUUUUAGAAACUUGGUUGGCUAGUGUUGGUAACGAAGAGUACAGGAUAGUGUUAAAUAAGCAAACGCAGACUGUUUGGAUAAACGGCGAGGAGAUCGAGACAGAGGUAAAAAUAAUUCCUUGCUCGUGUUUGAAGAAAUAUGGAAAGUCUUUUGUUCCAGAACGAAUUUACCGACGACGGCGCAGAGAUAUUGUUCCCCAUAGGAGAUCUCGUAGCUUCGAUCAAAUCCUACAGCUCCGGCCAGAAAGAAAUCGGAAUAACGUACACUUUAUACAUCGACGACAUAGAAAUCGAGAAAGAAGUGCCUCUAAAAGAAUCCAACGACGCCUGAAAUCAACAUGAAAUUUACUAUCUUACUGUUUCACUUCGUGAAUUUUACUUACACUUUGUAUAUAACACAAUAAACCACAUGGCAAUAAAACGACUCUCAUUUAUGAACUGAACAUAGCUAGUUAGUAUUCAGAUCGCCGUAUUCCGGAAGACAAUUUUGAACAUGUUUUUAAUUUUAUAGUAUGUACUAGAUUUUUGUAAUCCGCGAAAAUGUCGAUGAGAGAGAGCAUAAUCAGUAUUGGGUCUCGAAUGUUUCAGAGACAUGAUGAUAUGCACUUUGAUGGUAUGUUUCAUUCGAAAUUCUUUAGUUCUAACCUGAAUGAUUUGCUCGAUUACAGUUAUGACUAUUGAGGAACUGCAUCAGAUGCAGGAUGACCUUCUGCAGAAGAUCUGGAUGACCACUCUUGAGAACGAUGUGUACGAACG
This is a messenger RNA of Megachile rotundata (alfalfa leafcutting bee), 1189 nucleotides long. Its product is annotated as fas apoptotic inhibitory molecule 1. Gene Ontology annotation, biological process: negative regulation of extrinsic apoptotic signaling pathway via death domain receptors. The record is from RefSeq and is a predicted model, not a curated record. Lineage: Eukaryota; Metazoa; Arthropoda; Insecta; Hymenoptera; Megachilidae.